This is a messenger RNA of Rhagoletis zephyria (snowberry fruit fly), 6205 nucleotides long. RefSeq names its product HEAT repeat-containing protein 5B-like. Gene Ontology annotation, biological process: intracellular protein localization; retrograde transport, endosome to Golgi; endocytosis. Gene Ontology annotation, cellular component: membrane; Golgi apparatus; endocytic vesicle. NCBI's taxonomy places the organism in Eukaryota, Metazoa, Arthropoda, Insecta, Diptera, Tephritidae. The record is from RefSeq and is a predicted model, not a curated record.
GCAUCUAGAAAAAAGUGUCGAUUGACAUCCAAUGUAUGCGGUCCGCGUUCGUUUCUCUUGUCCCUCGCAUGCGAUCAAAAUGGAAAAUAUAGUCAAGUAUGAGAAAUAACGUUAAAGACUGCAUAUUUCGGUUUAUACAUACAUUUGUUAUAAACAGUAUUAUCCAAAAGCUAAUAUUUUUGUUAGUUUCUUUGAAGCUUGAUCUUUAUUAAAAUGCUUUAGUUUAAUUUCUAAGUUUGCAGGAUUCGCCAAGUUUUCCGUAAGUGGGACGUUAUAUCUAACUGACUUCCAAAAAUUUAACGUUAAAGACCACCUAAAACAUUUAUCUUUAAAACAACAAAAGAUAAGAAACAAGUGUCUGUAUAUAAAAUGUAGCUUUUGGAGUUUAUUAUCAUGAUAAAUGAAAAACUUUCGGUUUUUACACAACGUUUCAGAUAUAUAUACACUAAAAUAUAGGUGCGACUGUAACGUUAAAGAGAAAAAUUUUGACCAUAUUUGUGUACAUAUAGGAACAUAGUGUUAGAAUUAUGAAGCUGCUUUGAUUGGAAACUCGUGAUGCUGUAAAUAUACUUGUAAAUAUGGUCGUUUACAUAUCUAUCUAAGUAAAGUAACUAAAUAGAAACCAACAGCAACUUCUAUCCUUAUACAUCUCCAAAUAACGAGUGAAAUUAUCUCAAAUAUGUAUGUUUCUAACUGCAAAUACCUACUUCCCCCCACUGCACUGCUACCACCACCACCGAAUAAACAAUUGAAUACGACAACAACAACUUGACAAUCCCGUCGCCACCACCAAUGUCAAAAUAUCAAUGCAACUGCUACCACAACAACAACUGCCCCUGUGUGCGCCAUCAUUUCUCUGCUAAUCUCGAACAAAAAAAAAAAAUAGAUGGAACCUAAUCGUAGAUCCGAUGGCGAGCAUCUACAACCCAACAGUGCUGCUGGGUCGGGUGCGCUCGAGCAUGAUGCCUGCUGCUUGUACCGUCCACCAAUUAGUGGUUUGGUAGGCCCAGCCGCUAUCGCCGCCGUCUCCAAUACACCAGUCAACAAGGUCGAUCAAUGUCCGGGUCCACUGCCCUUGGGCGUUGCUGUCAUCGACAUGUCCGUCACGCUGUUUGGUCUAAUCUUUCCGAAAGUGGCCAAUAAGCAUCGCUUGCAAAUGUUGGAACAUUUCGCCGAAUGUAUACGGCAAGCGAAGAGUAGCCGUCAAGAAGCCGUACAGAUGAAUAUUUUCACUGCGUUGCUGAGCGGUUUGAAAGGACUCACCGACAGCAAGUGCGGCAUUGGUCAGGAGGAUGUAAAGAAGAGCGCUACCAAUUUGGUCGUGGCAGCUUUGGUGAGCACCAAUUCGACGCUGCGUUGCGCUGCCGGUGAAGCUAUCGGUCGUAUGGCGCAAGUGGUCGGCGAUUCACGAUUUACCGCUGAAUUGGCGCAGAAUUCAUUUGACAAAUUGAAGUCCGCACGUGAUGUAGUCACACGCACUGGCCAUUCGCUAGCAUUGGGUUGCUUGCAUCGUUACGUCGGUGGCAUGGGGUCAUCACAUCAUUUGAACACAAGCGUUUCAAUUCUGCUGGCAUUAGCACAGGACACCUCGUCGCCGGUGGUGCAAGUUUGGUCGCUGUAUGCGUUGGCGCUCAUUGCCGACUCUGGCGGACCAAUGUUCCGUGGCUAUGUUGAGGCAACUUUAUCCUUGUGCUUGAAGUUAUUGCUUUCUGUGCCACAGACCAAUGUGGACGUUCACCAGUGCGUUGGGCGUGUUUUGAAUGCACUCAUAACAACAGUUGGACCGGAGCUGCAGAGCAACAGCGGCGCUGUGGGCGCGAUGCGUUCAUCUUUCCUUUGCGCGUCGGCCAUAAUGCAAGCGCACACCGAUCCGCUGGUGCAGGCCGAGGCUACCGGCUGCCUGCAACAGUUGCAUCUCUUCGGACCUAAAUAUGUUAAUUUGAGUUCGUUGGUGCCCACAUUGGUGAAGACGCUCUCAAGCAACUAUUUAAUGCUGCGUAAAGCUGCUGUUUCUUGUUUGCGUCAGCUCUCCCAGCGUGAGGCCAAGGAAGUGUGCGAACUAGCGCUUACCAUGACGCCUGAGCAAUGUCCGGAUAUCACGAUAACCGAAUAUGGGCUUCCGGGUGUACUUUUUGCCAUGCUGGACACCGAAACCGAUGCAGAAAUGUUGAAAAAUAUCCACGAUACACUAACGUCCAUGCUACAAAUGUUAGCUUCCGAUAAUCUAAUCUGGCUGAGUUUGUGUAAAAAUGUACUAACCGUUGCUGUCGAGGGAAUCUCGCUUCAAGACGAAGCGGGCGGUUUGAAGAAUGAUGCCAUAAAUAGCAAGUCUAACAGCGGCAGUAAUGAUAGUGCAAACAAAGGUGAGGGCGAUGAUGAUGACGAAGAAGAAGAUUAUGAUGAUGUAACUGAGUAUCACGCUGAGGAGAAUACCUCCACGCAUCCGGCCGUACAGCCGCGUUGGCCGACACGCGUUUUUGCAGCGCAGUGUGUACGUAAAAUCAUAGCCACUUGUGAGGCAGCCAAUCCUAUACAUCUGGACCUGAUACAGGCUAAAGAAAUGCAAAUGAUAAAAUCACGUGGCGACUAUCUGAUUCUACAUCUAUCCGAGUUAAUACGUAUGUCAUUCAUGGCAGCCACUUCGGACUCUGAUCAACUACGAUUAGAGGGUCUACGCACGUUACAGGAAAUAAUCGAUCGAUUUGCAAAUGUACCAGAGCCAGAGUUUCCAGGCCAUUUGUUGCUGGAACAAUUUCAAGCGCAGGUUGGUGCAGCUCUACGUCCAGCUUUCUCACCAGACACUCCAUCGCAUGUCACAGCGGCCGCGUGUGAAGUUUGUUCUGCUUGGAUUGGCUCAGGUGUCGCCCGAGACCUGAACGAUCUGCGUCGCGUACACCAUUUACUGGUAUCUUCCCUCGACAAAUUGCAUACCAAAACCAACAGUACACUAUACAAUGAAUCUAUGGCAAUUGAAAAGUUGAGCAUUUUAAAAGCCUGGGCGGAGGUGUACAUUGUCGCUAUGAUCGGCAAUGGUUCGGCCCCGGCCUCCUUGCUGCAAAAGAAACUCACUUCUUCGAACAUAAUAACACCCCUUACAAGAUGGUCUAGAUUGGAAGGAUCAGAGGCGGCUGGCGGAGAUUUUGGUGAUUUCGAAAGCCGCGGCGAAAGUUUGCUCAGUCUGGUUAAACCAGAGCUAAGAAAUCUGUCCACACACUCUGCUGCAAUGAAAGAUCACGCGCUUUUGCUGCUUCCCGUAGAGUUCCAAAGUCAAUUGCCGCACGAUGGUGGCGCUUUCUACACUACAGAUACGAUUAACUCGUCGAAGCCGCACUAUUUGUCCUCGUGGCCGCCCAUCCUGUAUGCAGCUUCGUUGUGGCUGAAGGACGAAGGUUUUGCCGAAUAUGCAAAUACAAGCGCAACAGGUGCCGAUGGCGCCGCAUACGAAUCCAACAACAAUAUUUCUCAUGGCUCACUCUCAGCCGAUCGCUUCCAUAUGAUUUUCGGUAUUUGCAUGGAGGCUUUGUGCAGCACGCGUACAUCUGAGAAGCCGAAAAAUGUCAUCAGUUGUUUGCAAUCACUUUUCACGAUUUUCGAUUCUGAUUGGGCGCGUAAACAAUUGAUUAAGAACAAAACAUUGACCAUUGAACUGUGCAACGUUUUGCAUCGACAGAUUUUGACUCGAGAUGAGCUGCUGGUGCAAUUGCUCUGCAUGGAGAUACUAAAACAGUCGAUACACGCGGCCAAGGAGGAUCUACAAUUGAAACGUGACCAGCAUCUUGCUCAAAACAAUAAAAAUAAUGACAACACCGAUAACGCGCACCUACAGACAGAAAUCGAGAAUUUAGGUGAAGGCGGUGAAGGUGGCGAAAUUGUUCCCGGCAAUUCGCACGUCUAUGCCGUGCUGGAGGUGUGUCUUUGUGUAUUCGUUCGACAAAUACCCUCAAUGAAUCCGAGCGUCGCCAGCAAGCUGAGCACAAUUCAAUUUAAGCAGGAAUUAGCCGCCAAAAGCAGCAUCCAAUCUUUCUUCUCGGUGUUAGCUGAAGAUAACGGCAUGCUUGUUGCCAGCGGCUUACAAUGUGUUGAGGAUCUCACAGACGCUGUGCUCACCGAAAGGGCGCUAACAAUUUUGCCUACCAUCGCCUUCAUGACCACAUCGAUAAUGCGCGAAAUUGCCAACAAAUCGUCCAUUGACACUACAAUACUCGCAAACACGGGCGCAGUUCAGGCGUCGCUCCAUACGCUCAAAUCCGUAUGCACUAACCGUUGGGCAAAGCACGAAUUAGUCUCCGCCGAAUGGAUGGCAAUAUUGCAAAGCGCACUGGCCACCAUUAUUGACAUGACAAAAACUGCGGGCGACGAAGAAGAGCGAAAGGUGGAUGAAGUAACGCAUGUUAUUGGCCAUAGCCGUUUUAUACUACACACACCCGCGGUGGUGUCCACACCGUCGCUGCAAUAUCCAUGUAUAAAUCACUUCCGACAGUGUAUGCAGUCGGAGCAUUUGUCAGUGAAGUUGAAAUGCAUACAAUCUACGCGUUCGAUUUUCGCCAAAGCUGAUCUUAAGAUAUCCACGCCGUACAUCCAUGCACUGGCGCCACGCAUCAUCGAGGGCUUAUAUGCAGAAACGGCGAAGACUCCACGCACCGAUAUGGAGCUGCAGAUAACACUGGAGAGUAUAUUGACCGUAGAAACGUUGAUCGAAUUGGCGGAGCCACAGAAUCGAAACUUGAUGCAAGGUAAUUACCAUAACUCAAAAGCUCAAUAAAACAAUACACCCACAGCUAAAAUUGUUUUGUAUGUUUAUUCGUAUGACUUAAAGUCCACAUACAAAUACAAUGCAAACACACAACUAAUAUCGCCACACUGUCGCCUUGUAGAAAUCGCACCAUCAGAAACUAAUUGGCUACCCGCUUAGAACAUCUCUCUCUCUAUAUCUAUCUCGCCAUCCUUAAGCACUUCCAUGCUGUAUAGAGUUUCCUUAAUGUGUACUUUAUUAUUUAUUUUAUUUUUUUAGUUAUGAACUUCUAGUGAACAUCUGUAGUUAGUGUUUAAUAUCUAUGUUCUAUGUACAUAACUACACUUUUAACCCGGUAACAAUUCUGAAUAUACACUUAGAUAAAAAAGUACAUAGUCCAACCAAUCGAUAAUUCAAUUACACAUGUUUUUCACGUACAAAAAAGAAACAGUAGGGCAAUUCAUGGAAACGCACAAAUGCCUAGUAACCAUGUAAACCUCGUAAACUUACUUAAUUUUUUAUGGAAAAUCGGUUAUUACGAGGCAUUUACGCGAUUCCAUGAAUACCCAUAAUAAUAAUGUACAUAUCUCUCAUUUAUUAGAAAAGUAUCAUUAACAAAAAAUAAAUAAAAAUAAAAAUCGAGUUAAGUAUGCAGAAAUUAAAGUUACCUCUUCUUUGUUGUACCGUUUACCAGUAGCUCACUAGAGCAAAAUAUGGGUAUUAAUGGAAAACCGAUUUUCCAUACAAAAUUAAGUAAGUUUCCGAGAUUUACAUGGUUAUAAGGCAUUUACGCGUUUAGAUGAAUUGCCCUAAUGUGUAUUAAAUUUUAAUAUGGGAUUAAAUUCAAACCUUUAUUAAAGACGUUUUUCUCGAGCUUUUGAUUUGUUUGUUAUACAUAGUGUGAAACCGCACCGAAGACGACAUACAUACACAGUUCGCCCGAACGCUGUUUUUUUUUUUUUGAUUGUGGGAUACCGCCGAUUUUCUUUAUUUAAAUGCUAGUCUGAGAUGCUAAAAAGUCAGACCAAUGAAAUUUUAAAUUUUAAACAAAUGCCCCACCCUCCAAAACAACAAAAAACCAGUAAAACAGGGAAACACAGUUUUUACGUGAAAAAAAAUAAAUGCUGGUUAUAUGUACCCAGUACGGAAUGAAACUAGUUAAAAUAUUGGUUAUCAACCAGUUUUUUACCCACCACAACUAAUUGAUGAUUUGAUUUUCUUCCUUGGAACGAACUGUUGACUUUAACAUGGCGAUGUCCUAGGAAGCAGUCAAUUAUCCGACUCUGCAUUUGAUUUCAACUAUUUUAAAAUGCAUUUGGCUUAAAGCACUUCAAAGUCACUAUGUUUCUUUUGUAGAUGUCUUUUCAACCAAUUUAAAAUUACUUAGUAUUAAAUGCUGAAAUAGUUAAUUGCCCAAAGCUAGAUGAUUUUUUUUUUUGAAAUCAAAAAAUAUUUAGAGUGCUAGAAAUUUUC